UGUUAACGCUAUCGCCUAAGUAUGAGUCACGAUCGUUCUACUUUAUCUCGUCUUCUAUGUAACCUCUUUGACUUCACAUACACCUUUAAAACUUACCGUCGACAUGAGAUUAUCUAUUAGCAUACAGCACUAGGGAUAAAGUCGGAUUCAAACAAUACCACCACAGCAACCGGUUUCAAGACUCUUCUUUGCGCUUACCAUGCCGAGCUAUAAGCUAUCCUACUUUGACGUCAGGGGCCGUGGGGAGCUGAGCCGCUACCUCUUCCUGGCGGCCGGAAGGGACUUCAAGGAACACCGGAUACCGCGGGCUGAGUGGCCAAAUGUCAAACAAACGCUAGUGUACGGACAGGUUCCGGUACUGGAGGUGGACGGGAAGCAGCUCGCGCAGAGCAAUGCCAUCGCACGAUUCCUCGCCAGAGAGUUUGGUCUGGCUGGUAAGAAUAGCUGGGAAGAAGCCUUGUGUGACCAGACACUGGAACUUAUCAGCGACCUCAGACAGGAAUUUGUUAAGUACUUCUUCGAAAAGGACGAGGAGAAAAAGAAAGAGGCGGGCAAGAAUUUAAAUGACGUAGUUUAUCCUAAAUUCUUUGGAUACUUUGAAAAACAGCUGGAUAAUAACGGUGGCAAAUAUUUAGUAGGAAGCGAGUUAACCGUAGCUGAUUUGGCCGUUUAUGCUGUGAUUGACACCGCCGUACAAAACACCGAAAAUUUAUUGGAUAAGCACGUGAAAUUGCGAGCCCACCGAGACAUGGUAGGCGCCAUACCGAAGAUACAGGAAUACGUCAGCAAUAGAAAGAAGACUGAUAUCUAGACUGAAAUGACCAUAGUUACUGAACACUAAAGAUUAUAGAAACUUAAUUUAAGAAACUACGAUUCAUUUUUAUCGUAAAUUAACAAUUUAACACCGUGACUUUGACUUACUGUAAGACAUUUAGAGAAUAACACACGGCAGAGCUAGGCCCGAACUUUAUCAUCGACCCGCUGCCGACAUUACGCGGCUAGGGCCGUUUUAAGACGUCCGGCCCAGCUCUUCCGUGUGUUAUCGUUUAUAUAACAUAUCAUACUACUUUUUUCCUUCAGUAAAAUCAAUUACAGAAACUGCUUUCCGUACUUUUAUUUUCAUUCCAUUGAUUACGCAAUAUAGGACGUAUCUCGUGUGACGUAAUUUCUGUGACGAAACUAUGUUUUUUUUAUUUAACUAUUAUUGCAUAAACUCUAUCUAUAAUACUCUCUGGCGGGGUGCAGAAAUUUGGCAAUAGGAGGGCUUGAACGGGAGAAAUCGUGUAUUAACAAGGCGAUCCACGUGCCAUUCAAGCCCUGUUGUGUGUUUUUGAUAUCCAUAAACUGGUCCACGCGCAGUUACUUCCCAUUUUUCAUUUGAUUCAAUGAAGUUAUUAUGAACUUUGUUAAUAACUCCAGUCUUUGACGACUUUCCAAGCAUAAAUGGGGAACUUAAUAAGCACCAGUUUCCUUAUGCAUGCAGGGAUAAAGGCGAUGAAUAUUUCAAUCCACUUUUCAAAUAAUACCAUCUGCACUCUCUUGACAACAGCUUUAUUUAUUGGCAACGUCAAUGAAGUUGAGGUUAUUUACUCAACACUUUCAAAAUACUAUGCUGUAAAUGUAAGUGUUUAUGUGUACCUUCAACGUUCCUGCUGUAUGCCUGAGAUACUUCAGUGACAAUAUGUUGGCAGUAGAUCUAUUCAUUUUUAGAAAAUUUAGUUGGAACGAAAUAAGAUAGACCUGUACGAAAGAAACAUCUAUGAAAACAAUGACUUAUUCUGACGAUAUGUUUAUCCGUCACAACCAGUAAAUUUCAAAAUAAUU
Messenger RNA from Dreissena polymorpha, 1824 nucleotides. RefSeq names its product probable glutathione S-transferase 7. The record is from RefSeq and is a predicted model, not a curated record. NCBI's taxonomy places the organism in Eukaryota, Metazoa, Mollusca, Bivalvia, Myida, Dreissenidae. The transcript has 6 exons. Gene Ontology annotation, biological process: glutathione metabolic process. Gene Ontology annotation, molecular function: glutathione transferase activity. The coding region runs from base 200 to 811 and encodes 203 amino acids.